Molecule: messenger RNA, 1302 nt
Organism: Vespa mandarinia (Asian giant hornet)
Lineage: Eukaryota; Metazoa; Arthropoda; Insecta; Hymenoptera; Vespidae
Product: queuosine 5'-phosphate N-glycosylase/hydrolase
Source: RefSeq, a predicted model, not a curated record
ACGUUUUAUUUUCAUUUAAGUAGUUAUUGCUAUUAUCGUUGAAACAUGGUUUUAAUGCCAAGAGAAUCAGCAAAAUUAAUUGCCACUCUGUCGAAAGAUGUUUUUAUUGAAGACGAAGGUGUGAAAAAUCUCACUUACACGAUUUUAGAAGGUAUCAAAAAUCAAAAAAUUCAUAUAAAUAAUUUUUCACAACAUGAAUUUCAUCCCAAACCAGAUGACCCUAGAGCCAUUGAUUGGAUAUUUUUGUUAGAUGUAUUAAAUUUUUCAUUUUGGACAGAACAAAAUAUUAAUAAAUGGAAGGUCAACGGACAAACUGGAUAUUUUGCAUUGUGUGCUGCGGUUAAGAGAGCUGUAGAUGAAGGUAAACCUAUAAUAGAUCCUAAGUACUAUUCGAAAGUAACUCAAAAUGAGCUUGAAGUAAUUUUUCGAGGUGAUGAUAAUCAUACCAGUAUUCCUCUUAUAAAUGAAAGAGUAAGGAAUCUGCAUCAGGCUGGACAAGUAUUAUUAAAAAAAUAUCAAGGUACAUUUGUCGAAUGCGUAAAAUCCUGCUCAGGCUCGGCAGAGAAAUUAUUAAGACUUAUUAUCAAUGAUUUUGAUUCUUUUCGAGAUGAAGCAGAUUACAAAGGAUAUAAGGUUAGUUUUUAUAAAAGAGCUCAAAUUUUAAUCGGAGAUAUUUGGGCUUGCUUUAAAGGACACGAUUAUGGUCGUUUUAAUGAUAUCGAUUACAUUACCAUGUUUGCCGAUUAUCGAAUUCCUCAGGUUCUUAUCCAUUUUGGUGCUAUCAGAUAUAGUAAUCCCUUGUUAAGCAAACUUCAAUCGAAUUUAGAAUUGGAAUCGGGAAGUCCGGAAGAAGUAGAAAUCCGUGGCUGUUCGAUAGAUGUUAUUGAGCGUGUAAAUAAUGAAGUUAGAAAAUUAAUUGGUUCUUAUCCAGAGUUAAAUUUGAGGGAACCUGAUAUUAAUAAUACCUUAAUCGAUCAUUUUUUGUGGGACUAUCGUCGACAACAUGCUGAAGAAUUAGAAAGCAUACCAUUUCAUAAAACUAGAUGUAUAUAUUAUUAAUUUCCUUCUGACUAUACUCAUUUUUUUUUAUUUUUAUGAAUUAAACUUAUUUUAUAUUUAAUCAAAUUAUCAUAUUCAAAUUUAGAAUAUAUUUCAAUGAAGUGCAGUAUAUUGUAAAAAAAAAAAAGAAAAAAAAAGAAGGAGAAAAGACAAAAAAAUUGAAGCGCGUGAAAAUGUACUUACUAAUAUUUGAUACAAAGAAAUACAUUCAGUGAUACAAGAAAUCAUAGUAAAUGAUAAAAA